CCGCUGAUCGCAUUUGGUGACCAAUCGUCCUCUAGUCAACACUAGCUACUUAAAAAAAAUAUAUAAUUUAUUAAUACCCACAAUCUACCAGAAAUUGUUGUGUGAAGUGCUGUGAAAAAAAUCAAUUUUAAAGUUCUUGGAAAAAAAUAUUAUAUCGCAGGAAUGGCUCGAGUGUGCAUCAUCGGAGCUGGUGCGGCUGGGCUCUGCGCAGCUCGUCAUCUCCUGGUAGAACCUUGCGUCAGUCAAGUGGACAUUUUGGAGCAAGCUGGUCAACUUGGCGGGACCUGGGUUUAUACGGAGAACACUGGCUACGAUGACUUUGGACUCCCUAUCCACACCAGCAUGUACAAGAGUUUAAGGACUAACCUCCCGAAAGAGAUCAUGGGGUUCCCUGAUUUCCCGAUACCUGAGAGCGAGAAGUCCUACCUACCAGCUAAGGAUAUGCUGGCCUUCCUCCAGAUGUACUCUGACAAACACGGAGUCACAGAACACAUUAAGUUCAAGCAUCACGUCCAGCUGGUGAUCCCCAAGCAGACGGAAUCAGGAGAGCUGUGGAAUGUCUCCUUCAAGGACCUGACUACUGGAGUGUCGGAGACCAGGGAAUAUGACUACAUGUUUGUCUGCAACGGCCACUACAACACUCCGUUCAUACCUGAUAUACCUGGACUUAAAACUUUUGAAGGUGACGUGAUGCAUAGCCACGACUACCGCGUCCCGGAAAUCUUCACCGGCAAGAAAGUUUUAGUCAUCGGAGCCGGUCCAUCAGGCAUGGACAUCGCCCUGGAGGUCACCAGCGUCUCCACCAAGGUCAUCUUGAGUCACCACCUGAAGGAACAACCUAAGACCGUGUUCCCCGAGAACUUGAUUCAGAAACCUGAUGUCGUCAAACUUGAAGGGGGAAAGGCUUUCUUUCAAGAUGGCGCUGUUGAAGAAGUGGAUGUUGUUUUCCUUUGCACGGGCUACCUGUACAACUUCCCAUUCCUCCACGAAUCCUGUGAGAUCGUGGUUGAAGACAACUGCGUCGAGCCCCUCUACAAGCACCUGGUCAACAUCAACCAUCCCAGCAUGUGCUUCAUCGGCGUGCCUUACUACGUCUGCGCCUUCUCCAUGUUUGAUCUUCAGGUCCGCUACUACGUGAGGUCAAUGAACGGCACCUUCAGCCUACCUACCCGGGAACAGAUGGUCGAGCACUGGGAGGAGGAGAAGCAAGACCGAGCGGCCCGCGGAUACACCAAGCGACAAGCGCAUAUGAUGGGGCCUGAUCAGGAGAAGUACUACGCGUCUCUCGCAGAGGAAGCAGGCACGAAAACCUUACCGUCGGUCCUUACCAAGAUCCGUGAAGAGAGUUCCAUCAGGUUCCUUCACAACCUGAAACACUACCGACAGGACAUCUACAAGAUAAUCGAUGAUGACACUUACGAAAUCAUUAGUAAUGGCACGAGGGAAAUACUUUGUUGACCUUACAAAGGUAACACGAGUUGCUGGGAGUUGGUUGGAAAACGUGACUUGCAGUUUCAAAAAAAAAAUUAUCAUGUUCUUUUUCAUCGUCGUGACAUUAUUAGAUAUUAUUUCAUUUCUAUAUCGCCCUCUUCUAGUAGUAGAUGUGAUUUUCCCCCUUCCCCCGCCGAGUCUUUAAAACACGUAAGCGCCAUUUUGAAAAAAACAUACAUGGAUAUAAUUUUUUCUUCACCCCCAUUCUAUCGAGUCUUUAGCCUUAAGUAACCGUAAGCCGCUAAGGAGUAGGAAUGAGAAUGCACAGACUGUCUCGCUCACAUUUACCUUUAAGCUGCACACAGAAUGAUUUUUAUAUGAAAUGUCCGGGGUGUGUCAUUACAUCAAUCAUAAUAAAUUAUAAUUAUAAAAAGUACAAAAAAUAAAAUGUGAAUUAUGUCUUCCAAUUCGAUUUCCAGCUUAGUUAUAAGAGUAGAAUAAGCCGUAGAUAGGGUAGAUAAAUUAAUAGAUUUAAGUAGAAAAUAGGUACGAAAAAUUCAUUGAAAAACCAAAAUGGCGGAAAUAUUUCAAGAUUUUUGUUAAUUUGCUCAAAAUCAAGAGAUCUGUGGCGAAAAUAAUGUACCAUAAGUUCCAUAUUAAUCUUUAGCCUAUUAUUGUUUAAGAUUUUAUUUAUUAUGACAUUGACAGUAGAUAUACGUAGUUAAUUUUAGACAAUUAUUAAUAUACUGUACCUAUCAAUAAUAAUAUUAUGAAUAAAACAAUUCUGGAUAAUCAUAA
Molecule: messenger RNA, 2229 nt
Organism: Pectinophora gossypiella (pink bollworm)
Lineage: Eukaryota; Metazoa; Arthropoda; Insecta; Lepidoptera; Gelechiidae
Gene: Fmo-1
Product: senecionine N-oxygenase
Exons: 8
Coding region: 163-1458 (431 amino acids)
Molecular function (GO): flavin adenine dinucleotide binding; N,N-dimethylaniline monooxygenase activity; NADP binding
Source: RefSeq, a predicted model, not a curated record